UUUUUUUUUCCCUCUAUUCAUUUUUUUUUUCUUUCUUUCUUUCUAUUUUAUACGUUAACAUGACAUCUAGACAAUUGUACAAUGGCGACAACAUUCCCAUCUUAGGCUUAGGAACAUAUCGAAUGAGAACUUAUGAAGAACUUCGACCUGUUGUUUUUGAAGCUAUUCGUUCUGGAUAUCGAUUAAUAGAUUCAGCUACAGUGUAUAAAAAUGAGGAGAUAUUAGGGAAAAUAUUAAAAGAAGUGUUUGCAGACCCUGAUUUAAACGUCAAAAGAAGUGAUUUAUUUAUCACUUCAAAACUAUCUCCUCGUGAUCAAGGAUAUGAUGCUUGUUAUGCAGCUGUAAAUGAGUCCCUUAGGAAAUUUGAUUUGGAUUAUUUGGAUUUAUAUUUGAUUCAUUGGCCAGGUACUUCAAAAAGGCAAUUAUCUGAUCCAAUCAAUAAGGAAAAUCGUACCGGCAGUUAUAAAGCAUUAGAACAACUCUAUAAAGAGGGGAAAUUAAAGCAUAUUGGUGUCUCCAACUAUACAGCACAGCACCUAAAACACUUACUAAGCGUUUGUACUAUUGUGCCUCAUGUACAUCAAUUUGAACUUCAUCCUUGUCUAUAUCAACCUGAAAUUCUUGAUAUUUGUAAAGAAAAUAAUAUACAGAUUCAAGCCUAUUCCAGCUUAGGUGAAGGUGCCUUAAUUAAUGGCACAAUUAAAAUGGAUUGCCUGAAAACUAUUGCCGAAAAUCAUCAUGUUUCUAUGGCUUUAGUGCUUUUACGUUGGGCUGUUGAACAUGAGUGGAUUAUUAUACCGAAAUCAAAAACAAGAAUCAGAGUUCAAGAAAAUGCUAAAGUAUUUUCAUUCAAAUUAUCUGAAAAUGAUAUGAAUAUAUUAGAUAAUAUUCACCAUAUUAUGCCUCGACGUUUUUGCUGGGAUCCAACUGAUAUUUAUUAACAAAGCAAAUCAAACAAAUAAAAAUGCGCAGUAUAAUUUUCUUUUUAUUAUACAUUAAUAAAUAAUGGGGGGUUUUUUUUCCCUCAAAGAAUACAUUAAAAUUAAAAA
Molecule: messenger RNA, 1049 nt
Organism: Cokeromyces recurvatus
Lineage: Eukaryota; Fungi; Mucoromycota; Mucoromycetes; Mucorales; Mucoraceae
Product: NADP-dependent oxidoreductase domain-containing protein
Exons: 7
Coding region: 60-941 (293 amino acids)
Molecular function (GO): oxidoreductase activity
Source: RefSeq, a predicted model, not a curated record